Ambispora leptoticha is the source of this 374-nucleotide messenger RNA. NCBI's taxonomy places the organism in Eukaryota, Fungi, Glomeromycota, Glomeromycetes, Archaeosporales, Ambisporaceae. The record is from the annotation of a GenBank genome assembly.
CUUACAGAGAAUCAUUUGUUAAUCCUAUAAUUCCCAAGGCAUUCGAGGAUGUGAAUGACAAGAUCAGGUUUGAAAUUGGAGAGAUAGAGAGCGCACUACGUAAACAACAUCGAAACCAGACAAAAGGCCAAGAGCCUCGGGUAAUGCUUGGGUCAAAACACGACGGGAUUCUAAAGAUUUACAUGAAUGCAAAUGAGAUAGAGAUUGGAUUCUUAGAGGUUGUAGGGAACGCAAUGGUUGUGGAUCUUAAAAAAUGUCGUGAAGAUAUGGAGAAAUUGUUUAAGGUGAUGCAGGUGUCAAUAUUCUACCAGCGACAGCACCACCUACGACGUAAUGCAACAGAAGAACAACUUGACUGCCUUCAAAGUUUUGGU